AUGCAGCCGCUGGAAGUCCGGGCUUCGCCCAAGGCUGUGACUGAGCAUGGAAAGUCAGUGGCGGAAGUCUCCAAACGUGAAAGGAACGCAAGGUGGUCCGAAGAAGGUACCUCCUCGCUGAGGCGCCUGUUCUCAUCAACGCAACUCCUCACCUUUGCCCUCUGUUUUAUGUCAAGCUGGGAAGUCGUUGCAAUGAAUCUAGGAGCAAGUUUCUAUAAUGGAGGGCCGCAAGCACUUGCUUGGGGCAUGUUGCUCGUUGUCGGUGGUGCCCUCGCUCUUGCCGGGUCGAUGGCCGAGCUUGCCUCCAUACAGCCUAUCGCUGGGGCCCAGUAUCAUUGGACCAAGUUUCUCGUGGCGCCACCUUCGUCCACGGAGAAGGAUCAGCAGCGCGCAAGGCUUCUUACCUGGACUCAGGGGUGGGUGACUUGGUUCGCCUGGGUAUCGUCUCUGGCUGGCUCGACAUCAUCCAUGGCCAAUAUCCUCCUUGGACUUGUCACGGUCAAUCACCCGAGUUAUGUCUACAAACCUUGGCACCUGACACUGCUUAUCAUUGCCCAGCUAUUUGUAGUUGGCUUGAUAAACAUCUUUGCUUUUCGCACGGUUCCGUGGCUGGAGACUAUUGGCGGUGCUCUUCACAUCGUCAUCUGGCUUGUUUUUGUUGUCGUCUUCGCCGUUCGGAGAGGUAAGAGUGACGCGAGUUUUGUGUUCUUUGAGAGAAGCGCUACAUCUGGAUGGACGAACGGAGUCGUAUCUUGGAACUUGGGCCUCCUAGUCACGUCUUGGGGCUUUGUUGGUUUUGACGGUGUGGUCCACAUGAGUGAAGAAGUCCGCCGGGCAAAACAUGCGGUGCCAAGGGCAAUGAUAUGGACCAUUGUUCUGAACGGUAUACAAGCUUAUGGUAUCAUGCUGGCUCUCCUUUUUGCCAUGGGCGACGAUGCCGUCGAAAUCCUCAACUCGCCAUACCCGAUAAUACCGUUAUGUUUCAACGCGGUAGGGCAACGAGCCGGAACGGCAAUGGUCAUCAGCCUCCUUGUCAUUACCUUUUGUGUGGUGACGGGCUCUUUGGCCUCUGUGUCGCGGAUCACCUGGGCUUGGGCUAGAGAUCGUGGUCUGCCGCGGUGGUUUGCAAAGAUUCACCCAGUGCACCGAGUCCCUGUCCGCUCAACUGUGUUACCGAUCGUCAUCGUAACGUUCCUUGCACUGUUCACAGUGGGAAACACAGCAACAUCAACCAUAUUUUCAGCAUUCACAUCCCUGAGCAUGCUUGGCUUGUACAGCUCGUAUAUCAUUGCAAUCGGCUGUAUGAUCCAUGCACGGCUUUCGGGACGGAUUGGAACUGGGCCAGACUACCCGGUACAGUUUGGCGACUGGACUUUGCCCAACGGAGUUGGCUUGCCUCUUAACAUAUAUGCUUUGGCAUGGUCCUUAUACAUUACCAUCUGGCUGCCAUUCCCAACUACCAUACCCGUCGUUAAACUGGCCGGGCUUGGACAGUAA
Molecule: messenger RNA, 1497 nt
Organism: Diaporthe batatas
Lineage: Eukaryota; Fungi; Ascomycota; Sordariomycetes; Diaporthales; Diaporthaceae
Exons: 3
Coding region: 1-1497 (498 amino acids)
Biological process (GO): transmembrane transport
Cellular component (GO): membrane
Molecular function (GO): transmembrane transporter activity
Source: RefSeq, a predicted model, not a curated record